AUGUGCUCUGGUGGGUGAGGCGUAAAACUUUACCCGAGGCAUGUAAUUGCUAUUGAAAGGGAGAGGAAGACCCAAACAAAGAAGGCGAAAGGGCAUCAUCUACAUCCAUGAAGGGAAGGGAUAUUCAGUAGGUAGCUAGGAAGGUCAGAGGCUUCGUUCACCUUCUAAACUGAAGCGUGGUGUGCUACAAGCAAUAUCAGCUUGUGGGGUUAUAAUAUCUCCAAUUGCAGAAACCCAGAAGCGGUAGAUGUCUGGGUAAGUCGCUGGAAGGGAUGGAAUCUCUAUGGAGGGAGAGAAGAGCUUACCCCUUGUUGGGUCUCAUGUCUAUGGCUUUUCUUCUUUAUCUGAACUUCGGCCACAAGCUCGCAUUUCCGAUUCUCUGGCAGCCAAGGAUGAGUUUUGUUGGCACAAACUCAACCCAGUUCGUCAUCGAUGUUGGUAAUGGAGAACAAUCAAUAUUCUACGUUAAUGGGUGGAAUUCCUACUGGUUGAUGGAGGAGAGUGUGUGGGGUACUUCUAGAUAUAAGGUUUCUGAGAUGCUUAAGAGAGGGUCUCAAAUGGGGAUGACUGUUUGUCGGACUUGGGCAUUCAGUGAUGGUCGUCGUCAUGAUGCUCUUCAGAUUACACCUGGGUUCUUCAAUGAGAAGGUCUUUCAGGGUUUGGAUUUUGUGAUAGCUGAAGCAAGGAGACACAAGAUAAGGUUAAUCCUUAGUCUAGUAAAUAACCUGAAUGCCUUCGGUGGGAAAGCUCAGUAUGUGAAUUGGGCACAAGAAGCUGGAGUCAAUGUCUCAUCCUCAACUGAUUCAUUUUUUUCACAUCCAACUAUAAAGAGAUACUACAUGGAUUACAUUAAGGCUAUUGUGACCAGAAAAAACUCACUUACUGGUGUGAGAUAUUCUGAAGAACCAGCGGUAUUUGCUUGGGAACUCAUGAAUGAGCCACGCUGCACGUCUAGUUCAUCUGCUCCUAUUCUUCAGACUUGGAUUAGAGAGAUGGCCACAUUUAUCAAGAGUUUGGACCAAAAUCAUCUGGUGACCGUUGGACUUGAAGGGUUCUAUGGAUCAGAAACAACCAACAGAUCUGAAGUGAAUCCUGGGGAAUGGGCGGCCUCGCUUGGAUCAGAUUUUAUACAGAACUCAGCAAUCAAAAAUAUUGAUUUUGCUUCUGUUCAUGCAUACCCUGAUAGCUGGAUCCAUGAUGCUGAUCUGGACAAAAAAACAAAGUUUCUUUCAAGGUGGGUGGAUUACCACAUAAGCGAUGGUGAGAAUGUGUUGAAGAAACCAGUUCUUUUCAUGGAGGUUGGAUUUUCCUUGCAUACCUCUAAACAAGGAACAAAUGAUAGAGAUCUUUUACUGAAGAUGGUUUAUGAUAAAGUAUAUGAGUCGGCAAAGAAGAGGCAAGCUGGAGCAGGAGCCUUAAUUUGGCAGUUACUCGUUGAUGGAGUGGAAAGCUACAGUGACAAAUUCUCCUUUGUAGCAUGGGAGAAAGCAGAGACAAACAGGAACGUUAAAAAUGCAGAUUCUUGCUUGAGCCAUUAGACCGAUGAUAGAAAUUGUUAAAUUGAUUUUCAUUCAUUCCCAGUUCAUCUGUACUAAAUGAGAAAGGAAGUCCUAAAAGUCCAGUGACGUAUCUUUACUACUGGUGGCUUGUUGGGAAUCUAUUAUGAGAAGAAUGAAGUAUCUAGUUCAUGUGGGGAAAUUUGAGCUCAGUCGGAUUCUAUAUGAAAUGCUCACAUAUUUGUUGUUGUGAAUAUAUGAUAUGAAGGACCAACCUUAUUAUCCAAGUGGUUUUGGCUCCAUCAAAGGUGUUAGUGUAGCAAACUGUUGUAAAUGUGAUUUUUUGUUGUAAUAUUGCCAAAUGUGUAUUUGAUAUACCAAGAAAGAGAACAUUUAGUGAGCUUCUGCCAUCUUUGUCAUAAUUCUGCAUGGAACUUGGUGUAUCAAUAAAUUUGGAUCAAUUGGGGAUUGCCAGGA
This is a messenger RNA of Macadamia integrifolia, 1973 nucleotides long. RefSeq names its product mannan endo-1,4-beta-mannosidase 6-like. The coding region runs from base 273 to 1538 and encodes 421 amino acids. The record is from RefSeq and is a predicted model, not a curated record. The transcript is spliced from 5 exons. NCBI's taxonomy places the organism in Eukaryota, Viridiplantae, Streptophyta, Magnoliopsida, Proteales, Proteaceae. Gene Ontology annotation, molecular function: hydrolase activity, hydrolyzing O-glycosyl compounds.